AUUAUUAUCAAUGUUUACUUGCAUUUGUUGUGUCAUUAUUCAAUUGAUUUAAUAAAGUUUUGAAUUAUAUUGUAAUAAAAAUUUAUUAAAAAUUGUAAAAGAAAAAUGAGUGAGGCAAAAGUACAAACAUUUUGUGAUAAAAUGAGAAUUGCAACAAGAGAAGUACACAAUAUUAGUAAUGAUCUUGUAGUUGCAAAACUUGCAUUUGGAUUUCAUAAUGAUAAAGUUUGGGCUGAUGGUGUAUUGGCUUUUUAUGAUAUUUUUUUGCAAUUAGAAAAAUCAAUGGUAACUGUUAGAAACAAUUGUGGUAUUGAUAAUUUAAUAACACCAGAUAUUGCAAGAACAAAAGCAUUUGAAAAUGAUUUAAAUUAUUAUCUUGGUAAUGAUUGGAUUAAAAAUCACAGUCCAAGACCAAGUGUUGUUAAAUAUUUAUCACAUUUAAAAGAACUAGAACAAACAAAUCCAAUUUUAUUAAUUGCAUAUGUUUAUCAUUUGUAUUUGGGACUGAUGAGUGGUGGUGUAAUAUUAAAAAAAAAACGUCAAUUUAUGAAAAAAUUAUUACCAUUUAAAAAUAAUGAUUCAAAUGAAGGAAAUAAUAUAUCAGAUUUUGGUUUUAAUGAAAUAGGUAUAUUAAAAAAACAAUUUCGUGAUAAAAUGAAUGAAAUUGCUGAUGGACUAAGUGAAGAAACAAGACAACAGCUGAUUGAUGAAAGCAAAGUUAUGUAUUCUUUGAAUGAUGAAGUUAUAAGAAGUAUCAAAGGUGCUAAUGCUGUUGUUGCAAAAACAAUUAUUUAUACAGCAACAAUUGCUGUUGUUGUUGGUAUUUUAUUUUAUAUUUACAAACGAUAGAAAAAAAAGUAUCACAGGCCUGAACUUUAAACUCAUUACACAUCUUUUUUUUUUAUUUCUGACAGAGUGAGGUUAUUUUUCAUCAACAAACUGUAUCU
Messenger RNA from Aphidius gifuensis, 947 nucleotides. RefSeq names its product heme oxygenase (gene Ho). Gene Ontology annotation, biological process: heme oxidation. Lineage: Eukaryota; Metazoa; Arthropoda; Insecta; Hymenoptera; Braconidae. Gene Ontology annotation, molecular function: heme oxygenase (decyclizing) activity. The coding region runs from base 106 to 849 and encodes 247 amino acids. The transcript has 3 exons. The record is from RefSeq and is a predicted model, not a curated record.